UGCAGGAAAAUAUAAAGCGGUGCUUCCCUUUGAAUGCCCGCGAUGUGCCCGAAGACUAUAAACCGAGUGUAGAGGUUGGAUUUUUAUAAUGGGGAAUAUGAUUUGUAGACGUACCCUUGAUCGGAUGAUUUGUCUUUUAAUUUUAAGGUAGUAAAGCAAAUGCAAAAAAUGUUUUAUGACUAUGUGAGGAAUUACCACCUUGCCAGGGCGGAAAAAAAAUUGGCGAAAAUGGACAAAGUGCCCACUGAGAAAAAAGGCAAGAGUAAAAAAAAUUUGAAAGUCCACUGGGGGCCUGUAGAAGUAAUUGAGUACCCGAAGGAAAGUAAUUGAGAA
Messenger RNA from Meloidogyne enterolobii, 333 nucleotides. The record is from the annotation of a GenBank genome assembly. Lineage: Eukaryota; Metazoa; Nematoda; Chromadorea; Rhabditida; Meloidogynidae.